Magnolia sinica is the source of this 3784-nucleotide messenger RNA. RefSeq lists its product as uncharacterized. The record is from RefSeq and is a predicted model, not a curated record. Gene Ontology annotation, cellular component: oxoglutarate dehydrogenase complex; mitochondrion. Lineage: Eukaryota; Viridiplantae; Streptophyta; Magnoliopsida; Magnoliales; Magnoliaceae. Gene Ontology annotation, biological process: tricarboxylic acid cycle. The transcript is spliced from 8 exons. The coding region runs from base 348 to 3443 and encodes 1031 amino acids. Gene Ontology annotation, molecular function: thiamine pyrophosphate binding; oxoglutarate dehydrogenase (succinyl-transferring) activity.
AGAGCUCUGAGUCUCUGACUCGGCGAUCCGAAAUACCUUCCGAAGAAUCGCCCGUUCCGCCGCGAAUUAGGGUUAGGGUUUCUGCAAAUCUCCUCCUUUCUCCCACAAUCUCUGCCUUCUCUCACUCCUCAUUUACAUAAGUACCCUCAUGUCCUACAAAAAUUACCAAUCCUCAUCCCCUUCUUCUUCAUUUGCUCCUUCAACUGCUGUACAGGGGUAAAAAUGGAAAACAUCAAUUAAUUUCAUUUCCCCCCUUUUCUCUCCCAUUUUUCUGCCUCUACAAUCAGAAAUUCAACAGAAAAAACCUAAAAAUCUGAAGAAAAUUACAGUUCCUGAAAUCCGUUCCAAUGGCCUGGUUCCGAUCCGCUUCGAAAAUCGCGAAACUCGCCAUCCGGCGCAAUUUAGCGCAGUCCGCCUCAUCGUACUCCACCGCGCCACGGAGAAUUACCCCGGCACCGUGGCCACUGUCGCACCAUCGCCAGCUCCAUUCGACGGUCCUGCGCCCGAAGGCGCAGGCCUCCACCGCCCCAGUCCCACGCCCUGUCCCACUCUCCCGCCUCACUGACAGCUUCCUUGAUGGAACCAGCAGUGUCUAUCUCGAAGAGCUGCAGCGGGCCUGGGAAGCAGACCCCGACAGCGUCGAUGAGUCGUGGGACAACUUCUUCCGGAACUUCGUUGGGCAGGCUGCUACAUCGCCCGGCAUUUCUGGGCAGACGAUCCAAGAGAGCAUGCGGCUGCUGCUCCUCGUGCGGGCGUACCAGGUCAAUGGUCACAUGAAGGCCAAGCUCGAUCCGUUGGGGUUGGAGGAGCGUGAGAUCCCCGAUGAUCUUGAUCUUGCUCUCUACGGGUUCACGGAGGCGGAUCUUGACCGUGAAUUCUUUCUCGGGGUGUGGCGGAUGGCUGGGUUCUUGUCUGAGAACCGACCCGUUCAAACCCUUCGGGCCAUCCUCAACCGCCUCGAGCAGGCAUAUUGUGGGACAAUUGGGUAUGAGUAUAUGCACAUUGCUGAUCGCGAGAAGUGCAAUUGGUUGAGGGACAAGAUUGAGACGGUGAUUCCGAGGAAGUACAAUUACGAGCGUCGGGAGGUCAUCUUGGAUAGGCUCAUCUGGAGCACGCAUUUUGAGAACUUCUUGGCCACGAAAUGGACAGCUGCAAAGCGGUUUGGGCUCGAAGGUGCAGAGACGUUGAUUCCUGGGAUGAAGGAGAUGUUUGACCGGUCAGCUGAUCUUGGUGUCCAAAGCAUCGUGAUUGGGAUGUCGCAUAGAGGGAGAUUGAAUGUGUUGGGUAAUGUUGUGAGGAAGCCAUUGCGUCAGAUCUUCAGUGAGUUUAGUGGCGGGACCAAGCCGGUCGAUGGGGAAGUUGGGUUGUAUACGGGGACGGGUGAUGUGAAGUACCAUCUGGGCACUUCUUAUGAUCGGCCCACUAGGGGUGGGAAUAGGAUACAUUUGUCGUUGGUGGCGAACCCAAGUCACUUGGAGGCCGUUGAUCCAGUUGUGGUCGGUAAGACUCGGGCAAAGCAGUAUUACUCAAAUGAUGUAGAUAGGACGAAGAAUCUGGCCGUCUUGAUUCACGGUGAUGGAAGUUUUGCGGGCCAGGGUGUCGUGUACGAGACCUUGCAUCUGAGUGCACUUCCGAAUUAUACGACCGGUGGGACGAUCCACAUGGUUGUUAACAACCAAGUGGCAUUCACGACCGACCCAAGGGCUGGGAGAUCUUCGCAGUAUUGUACUGAUGUAGCUAAGGCCUUGAACGCGCCGAUCUUCCAUGUGAAUGGUGAUGAUAUGGAAGCAGUGGUCCAUGUUUGUGAGCUUGCAGCUGAGUGGCGGCAGACGUUCCAUUCAGAUGUGGUGGUUGACAUAGUGUGUUACCGUCGGUUUGGGCACAACGAAAUUGACGAGCCGUCUUUCACGCAACCGAAAAUGUAUCAGGUCAUUCGAAAUCAUCCGCGUGCUAUUGACAUUUAUGAAAACCAACUUCAAGAAUCAGGGCAGAUCACGAAGGAAGAAAUCGAAAAGAUGCACAACAAAGUGAAUUCCAUUCUCAAUGAGGAGUUUAUGAACAGCAAAGAUUAUGUUCCAAGAAGAAGGGAUUGGCUUUCGGCUUAUUGGACUGGAUUUAAAUCCCCUGAGCAGCUCUCGCGUGUUCGAAAUACCGGGGUGAAACCAGAGAUACUGAAAAAUGUUGGUAAAGCUAUCACGACUUUUCCAGAAAAUUUCAAGCCUCACAGAGCAGUCAAGAAGAUUUUUGAGCAGCGUGCUCAGAUGAUCGAAACCGGGGAGGGCAUUGACUGGGCAGUUGGUGAAGCACUUGCUUUUGCUACACUGCUAGUGGAAGGUAACCAUGUUAGGCUGAGUGGUCAGGAUGUUGAAAGAGGCACAUUUAGUCAUCGACAUGCCGUGGUUCAUGAUCAGGAAACUGGGGAGCAGUACUGCCCGCUUGAUCAUCUUAUCAGCAACCAAGAUGAAGAAAUGUUUACUGUCAGCAACAGUUCUCUGUCAGAGUUUGCUGUCCUUGGAUUCGAGUUGGGUUAUUCAAUGGAAAAUCCAAAUUCAUUGAUUGUGUGGGAAGCUCAGUUUGGAGAUUUUUCAAAUGGUGCUCAAGUGAUGUUUGAUCAGUUUUUGAGUAGUGGGGAGUCAAAGUGGCUGCGCCAAACUGGGCUUGUUGUGCUACUUCCUCAUGGUUAUGAUGGUCAGGGCCCUGAACAUUCAAGUGCUAGGUUGGAGCGUUUCCUUCAGAUGAGUGAUGACAAUCCUUAUGUCAUUCCUGAGAUGGAUCCAACUCUUCGCACACAGAUCCAGGAAUGCAAUUGGCAGGUUGUUAAUGUCACAACCCCUGCAAACUAUUUCCAUGUUCUUCGUCGCCAGAUUCACAGGGAAUUCCGUAAACCGCUGAUCGUGAUGGCUCCUAAGAAUUUGCUUCGGCACAAGGACUGCAAGUCAAACCUAUCUGAAUUCGAUGACGUCCAAGGUCAUCCCGGAUUUGACAAGCAAGGGACCCGGUUCAAACGGCUUAUAAAGGACCAGAAUGACCACUCUGAUCUUGAGGAGGGUAUCAGGCGCCUGGUUUUGUGCUCUGGAAAGGUUUAUUAUGAGAUUGACGAAGAACGGAAGAAGGGCGAUGCAAAGGAUGUUGCUAUAUGCAGAGUCGAGCAACUUUGCCCCUUCCCGUAUGACCUUAUCCAGCGAGAGCUGAAACGAUAUCCAAAGGCAGAGGUCGUCUGGUGUCAGGAAGAACCCAUGAACAUGGGUGGGUACACUUACAUUGCUCCUCGCCUCUGCACUGCCAUGAAGGCACUGGGCAGAGGGACCAUGGACGACAUCAAAUACGUGGGGCGGGCACCAUCUGCUGCCACGGCCACUGGUUUCUAUUCAGUCCACUUGCAAGAGCAAACGGAUCUUAUUCAGAAGGCGAUACAGCGGGACCCCAUCAACCCUUCAACUUGAAUACCCCUCAUGCAUGGAGGCGACGACAAGCCGUUCUAAAGAAAUAAUGACGUGGGUUCCAUGUGCUGCUGUUGCCCCUUCACUUUGUAGGGAGGUUGAAGUGGUGAAUCUUCUCUUCAUUCUGUGACAUUUUUGCCCUCAUCAAAACUUCAUGGUGUGCGUAUUAUUAUAUGGGCGUUUGGCUUGCAGUUCGCAGCCAACCUAAUGUGUAUGAAUUGGGUAGUCCUUUUUGAGUGUAUGCAUUUUUGGUGGGCUCCACAGACUGAUGACCUAAGACAAUGUAGGGCGGAGAAAUGGCCUCCUAUCUUUGCAAAUUGUUCAUAGGGCUGCUUUUUGUAAAA